Molecule: messenger RNA, 624 nt
Organism: Linnemannia hyalina
Lineage: Eukaryota; Fungi; Mortierellomycota; Mortierellomycetes; Mortierellales; Mortierellaceae
Source: the annotation of a GenBank genome assembly
AUGCGAGUCCAGGCUCCAGCUUCCUAUCCCUACCUCGCACCACAGAACAACAGUCCCACGCUGCAUUAUGGUCCUGCGCCCACCCGACAGGCGCAUCGGUGCAAGUCCACCAAGAAGGUCACAUUGACGCCUCCAGUCCAGAUCUUGUUCUGUCUCAAGAAGAAGAACAAGAAGCUCAUCUCUCGUCGAUGGAAGGCGUUUGAUGUCAACAAACACGUCGCAGGAGCCUGUGGAGAGACCUAUGCGAUGACAGGUCGUGGAUGUGUCAACCUGGCCAACCCUCUGGUCGUGGCGCAGAACUUUGAGUACAAGAUGUCAAACAUUCUGGACAAGUCCAUCGAGUCUAUGUUUGGAUACAUCUCGGUCUUGCCGGGAGCAUUCUCAGCGUACCGGUACAAGGUUCUGCAAAACGACACCAAGUGCAACGGACCGCUAGCUUCGUACUUCAAGGGCGAGAAUCAGUCAGGCGACAUGAAUAACAUCUUCUCCGCCAACAUGUACCUGGCCAAGGAUCGUAUUCUGUGCUUCGAGUUGGUGGCCAAGCGAGGUGGACAGUGGCUGCUGAACAACAUGUACAGUCACAUCGUUGGUCUCGAGGAGCACUGUCAGGAGAACGCUUCAUAG